AUGCCAGAAAAAUAUUUCUUUUCCUUGUUGUUAUUAUUUAAACCUUGGAGAAUACUAGAUGACCUAAAAAUGCAACAUGAGACAUACACAGAAACAUUCAAUGCUGUAAAGGACGAUUUACAAGAAGCGUUUCGCUACGGAAAUUUACGGACUGAAUUACGAAAUAUUUUACAAACAAAUUUUGAAAAGGUAGAAGAAAAAGUAGCAGAACUAAACGAAGAAAGGGAAAACAUAGUAGAUGAGGGACCCGACAAUCCUUUAGAGUUUGAAGCUUUGGAAGCGGUAAAUGCUAUGGAAGAUUUAAACAACUUUGAUUUAGUUGAAGCGGAUAUUUCUGAAAUGUAUGAGCAAGCAAUGAUAGAUGAAGUGCCUAUGAUAUCUAAUGUAACUUUAGCCUACAUAAAUCUUCGUAUAUGCGAAGUGUUUGAUACUUCUGAUGUAGAAGAUGGUUGGUUUGGAAAAAAACAUAUUUUAGUGCUUGGGGAUCUUUUGCAACUUCCACCCGUUAGAGAAAAGUCGCCAUUUGAAAAACUAACCCCUUCAGAAAUUAAGUUCUCCAAACUCCUUAAGUAUUCCAAACUUAUGGGCUGA
This is a messenger RNA of Parnassius apollo (apollo), 591 nucleotides long. The record is from the annotation of a GenBank genome assembly. Lineage: Eukaryota; Metazoa; Arthropoda; Insecta; Lepidoptera; Papilionidae.